CUCCUUAUAUCUCAUGUGAGCUGUGGUUCAGUCGCACUCUAUUCGCCAUUAUUUGUGAUUUCCGCUGACUCUCUGUGCCAUCGAUUGCAUCAACAUUUAAUACGAAAUCAUUUGUCGGUUGUAUUCCUCAGCGGUUACACGAUUGCCAUCACCUUGAAGUCGCAAAUAUUAUUUAACGCGUGUGAAGUGCCAUUGAAGGGACAGUCGUGUCGAAGUAUACAUUGUAUUCAAGUGUUUUGCUGUGCGAUCGCAUUCACACGUCAUUCCCAUAGCAUAGCAUUGAUCGCAUUGUUUGCGUAGAGAUCUGCAAACUUUAUCCCAAACUUUGCUUAACUGUGAUAUCAGUACAAGAAGUAGAUCCUCAACACUGAUGGCUCUAUUGGGCGAUUCGGUGGACAUAUCGGAGGACUCGCGACGGAUAUGCGGCCAACAGAUAGAGGACGACCACAAAGGGAUGGGAAGCGCCGCCAAAAAACGUAAACUAAACGACUGCUCGGCUGAAGACGGCGUCUCCGGGUCGGCGGACACGACACACACUCACACCACGCCUGCCAUCGACAGCGUGACGGUCGAGCACUGGAUGUCUGAGCUGUUGGCCACGUGUCAGCCCCAGAAUGUGAACGACUUGUGUCCCGAAGUGUUUCAGAUAAUCCUCGCGAAGUACCUGAAGGCCAACAAUUGGCGCAAAUUGGUUCCCCUGAGACUCGUGUGUAAGUACUGGCGCUCCAACAUCGACGCAUACCUGGCCUCUCGACACGGCUUUCAAUACACGGGUCGCGUGGCGAAGGGGUCGCCCCCACCGGUCAUGAAUUACUACGAGUUCAACGCAAUGCUCAGCUUUUACCCCAAUAUGAGACAAUUGAUUGUCAAGAACUUCACUGUAAGCGACCAUUUGGUGGCCAUUCUGAGGCAAAAUGUGCCAAAACUGGAGCGAAUCAGUCUCUACGGGUGCCGUAACCUCAGUUGGAAAGGCAUCACAAUACUGGCCGUACGGUUCCCGCAGUUGAAGUUCAUCGACGUCUCCAACUGUGAAUUGGAUGAAAACCGUUUGAGUAUUUUAGUGGAAAACCUGCAGAACCUGAAGAUUAUGAACGCCAUAAACCCGGGCCGAGAGGUGACGGGUCAG
This is a messenger RNA of Oppiella nova, 1126 nucleotides long. NCBI's taxonomy places the organism in Eukaryota, Metazoa, Arthropoda, Arachnida, Sarcoptiformes, Oppiidae. The record is from the annotation of a GenBank genome assembly.